Molecule: messenger RNA, 2783 nt
Organism: Linum trigynum
Lineage: Eukaryota; Viridiplantae; Streptophyta; Magnoliopsida; Malpighiales; Linaceae
Source: the annotation of a GenBank genome assembly
CAGAAUAGUGAGUUGGUUCCUCGACUAAAGUCACCAACUCUCUACCUUCAAUCAAGGAUACUCUAUUAACCUAGGCAUAUAUUCUCAUUCUAGGUUAAAGCAGAAACAACAGGAAUUUGAUCAGGAUUCAAGUCAUUCAAUCAUUAAAACCUCAAUCGAAUAUAAUCAAUCACAGAAUCAGUACUUGGGUUCAUACAAUCAAAGCCUAACAUACAAAUCUAGGGUUCUCCAUACCCAGAUGAAUGGGAGAACUACUCCAUAGAGAAGAAAACAAAAGCAGAAUCAGACACGGAAUUCAUACUGCGAAGGAUGGAUUCCUGCUUCUGGACGUUGAUCGGCACUUCUCCAAGCUCAAGCUGGCCUCCAAUGGUGUUGAAGAUCAAUCUAGGGCACUUGGGAACUCUUGAUCGUCACUUUCUCUCUCUAGGAAUCGCUCUCUUUCUCAAAAACCCGAAUCCUCUCGAAUUGUGGCUGAAAUUCUGCUUAAAAGGAGAAAAUCCCGACUCACACGGCCAGGGUGGCACGGCCGUGCAGCUCACCCAGUUGCCCGUGUGAGUCAAAACGCAUCGUUUCAUUUAGUUCGAAUUCCAGGCUCUUUGCACGGCCAGAAUGGCACGGCCGUGUGGACAUCCCCUCUUGCCCGUGUUUGCUCUCGCAGAAUGUGGCACGGCCAACCCGGCCACUAGCACGGCCGUGUCGAUCCUCUGCUCUGCCCGUGUCUGCUCUCGGCGAAACUCGCACGGCCAGGCCAUUCCUUCACACGGCCGUGUGAACAUCAGGGCAGCCCGUGUGACCUCCUUUGCGACUUGCCUCGCGCCCGAACUUCGCCCAAUCGACCCCGAACUCGCUCCUAAACCUUCAUUCACUUGCCAAGACCUGAAAUAUCACAAACAAGCACAACCUAGCGUGAAAUCGGUCUAAAACACGAGAAACCACCUCUCAAACGGUGUAAGAAUAGGGGUGAAAACAUGUGUAACUAACGGUCUAUCACCUCUAGUAGCUCUGGCUAAUUGGUAGUUGACUAUUAGUUGAGAGUUUCUUUUGCUUGUUGGUUUAACUCAGGGAGAGUUUUUUGGUACUGUUGGAUUGUUUGCUGGAUUGUUUGCUCUCAGGGAGAGUUUUGACUGUUGUUUGAUGACUUGAGUUUGGUCCUGUUUAUUCCCUAUCUUUCUGCUUCCUGCCUUGGUUGUUGCUUUCUGAUUGUUUUUGCAGGUUCUCAAGCAAUCGACAAUAUCAGACUUAGGGAGAGAUUGUUGAAAUGGUAAGUCUGAUAUCGUCAAUCUCUCUAGACCGUUGCAGGCUGCUCAAAAGGGGAAAGUGCUCAUUCUGCGAAUCUGAUUGAUUCUCCUCCAACGGCUAGCUCUGCUCUUUAUAAGCUUUGGUUCUUCCAGGAGUAAUAGCACUUUUGUGUGGGAAAAAGCUAGAGGUAUAGGUCUGUGCUUUGAGUUACAAAAGGGUUGACAGUGUAGGGGUAAAGGUUCUAUACUGUGGUGGCUGAACUGGAUCGGGUAGUGAUUCAGGGGUUUUUCGAUUUUUUCUUCUUUCAUAAUAGUCUACUGUAAUUGUGUCAUUUCGAUUCAUAAAACUAAAUAGAGUCUCCUGGGGUCUGUGAUCCUGGGACGAGGAAGUAGCCAUUGCACAAGGGUGAACCUCAUUAAAAAGAUCGUGUGUACUUCCUCUCCCUUUACUCUGUUCUUCUUCCUUGCUGCUGAUUCAUUCUGUAAAUCGUGUUCUUCAGAGAAGAACUAAGCUGACCUGGGUCAGAGGAUUAAGGCCUGAGUUGGACUCAAGUCCAUAUUCUGAUUUCAUAUACCUUUGGGCCCAUUUAACUGUUUUGAGCCCACCCGAGGGUUGAAGUUGAGAGUUCAGCAAUUGACCUCUCAAAUCUGUGUCUUCAACCCUUCCCUGCUCGAACCAAAAUCCCCAAUUUCUCUGUUCGUCAUUUUCUUGCUAUACCCUAACCUGAUUUCACACUCUACUAUCCACUCUGUUAUACAAAGCUACAGGGAAUCCAUCUUUACAUCUCAAAAUAACUUCAAGGCCACUAUAAUGCUCUCUAUGGGUUGUUUGGAUGAGGGAUUGUGUUGCAGGAUUUGUCCACAAUCCUUCACCUUCCCGGAUUUGGUCACAAUCCUACGUUUGGAAAUGCUAAAAAAAAUGAGAUUUUAAUCAUGAGAGAUUUCGAAAACCUGCAAAUGUAGGAUUUGAAAAUAGCUGAUGGGGAUCAACUAUUUCAAAAUCCCUCACUAUUCUAUUUUUUCUUCCAACUAUUACCCCUUUCUGCCCGCUUCUUCUUCUAUCGUCACCACACCACCGCCGACCUUCUUCCUCAACUCCUCCUGCCACAACUCUUCUUCCCCUAAGCCGGCCGGCAAACCCAGAACCCAAGAAGAUCCCCACUGCAAUCAACCUAGGCGAACCCAAGCACCCAUCAUCUCAACCGCCAUUGAUGAACCCAUCCCAAUCUGGGUUUUUAGGGUUUCAGUUUCUGGGGUUUGGGAUUCUGAUUCUUCAUGGGUUUGGGGUUUCAAUUUCUGGGCUUUGGGGAUUUAUUCGUGUUGGGUUUUGAUUUUGUGUCGGCCACAGGUUGUUCGAUUUUCAUAUUAGUGCUUGCUGUAGUUUGUGCUUGCUUAUUGAGGAAGAAGACUGCGGCAGAGAGGCAUAAGAAUGGCAACGAAGGAGAAGCAUAAGAAUGACAGGGAUUUUUUUGUAAUUAUGAUUAUCACUUACAAAUACCUCAUUCACAUCCAAACAAGAAAUUUUAAUCAAAUAACUAAUUUAAA